Messenger RNA from Drepanopeziza brunnea f. sp. 'multigermtubi' MB_m1, 2133 nucleotides. The record is from RefSeq and is a predicted model, not a curated record. NCBI's taxonomy places the organism in Eukaryota, Fungi, Ascomycota, Leotiomycetes, Helotiales, Drepanopezizaceae.
AUGGAUAACGGCCACCCAGGAUCCCUCGUGGGCAUUGUCAAACCGACCAAAUUCCCUACAAUAGGUCCCGACGAUCCUUUUGCUAAGGUCGUCAAAGCUCUGUCUUUCUACUUCGUUGACGAAUUACACGUCCCUUCUACCUUCGAACAGUUGCGAACCACCUCUGCGGGAAACAAGAUCCGAGUCUUGGUGGAUUACCUCGUUGCAAAUGUCACCAACCCAGCUUUAAUCAACGCUCUCCUGACCUUGAAAUGGCACUUUUCCACCCUCGAUGUCGACGAUCGCGGAUUGAACGAGACUCGGGCUAAUGCAUGCGAAAUUGUUGCCUGGCGAUUCUUGACACGACUGUCAGAGCGAGAUGCUGUCGACUUUUGCUUGUACGAGCUGCCCGAAGUGAAGGUGCCGGAAGAACCAGAACCAGAACCAGAAUUCGAGGGCCCUUGCGGCAUGGAGGCAGGUGAACGCACAAGUCUGUUACCACAAUUUAGAGCGCGGGAUCAUCCUCGACCAAUGACACCCACGAGGCUGGGCAGUAAGCGUGUGGAACUGCUACGGUCAAUAUCGCACAUGGGAUCCAACUCAGUACCAGAUCAGUCUUUGGAAGACGAGAAUGAUCCGACGUCGUCAUUUACUGGCCUAAAUGCACUGGAGAUCGCUGCUGUAGCGGACUGCAAGAAAUUCAUUAGCCAGAGGAUUGUUCAGAAAAUCAUUACUGGGAUCUGGAAUGGAGACAUAACGUUCUGGGCCAAAUUGAGCGCAGACACGAAGAAGAAGCCUCACUUUUACAACAAGAAACGCUCUGAUAUUUUCACGCGGCUGCGAGUACCGAGAUAUAUCAAGGCGUUUGAGAUUCUCUUUUUCGCCACCUUUCUGUUCCUAUACUACGCCGUCCUGGUGGAACGGAACCCGUGGGUAGACCAACUGUCCGGCAUUUCGCCUGCUUACAUUGCCAGCAGAUAUCAUGUUACUUUCUUGGAAGUCUUGCUCUAUUUCUGGUUUGCUGCCUUUUCAUACGAUGAGCUUGGAGAAUUUAUUGAUGCGGGGUCGAUAUUCUACGCUGUCGACAUCUGGAAUGGAUGCGAUAUCAUCAUCAUUCUCAUCGGGGCAGCCUUUGCAAUCACAAGAUUCGUUGGAAUUUUCAAGGAUAGCGAACCUAUUACAGAUACCGCCUUCGAUAUCUUGUCACUAGAAGCUCUUUUCAUGGUCCCUAGAAUAUGCUCGCUUCUGAGUCUGCAUCCAUACUUUGGCACUCUAAUUCCAUGCCUGAAACAGAUGACCAAAGACUUCGUCAAGUUCAUGGUGGUCGUGGCUGUUCUCUACAUUGGAUUUCUCACCACUUUCACCCUCCUGGCUCGGGAUAAAUUCGACCUGACCAAAAUGAGCUGGAUCUUGAUCAAGGUAUUCUUUGGUUCGAGUUACCUGGGCUUCGAUAUUAUGAGUGAUAUUAACCCAAAGCUGGGUCCACCUUUGAUGCUUAUUUUCGUCUGUAUGACAAAUAUUCUCUUGGUCACAUCCUUGAUCAGUAUUCUGAGUGAUAGCUUCUCGAAGGUUAUUGCACAUGCAAGGGAGGAAUAUCUGUUCGUUUACGCGGUCUAUGUCCUCGAGGCAUCAACCAGCAACAGGCUCACACAUUUUUACCCACCCCUAAACCUCAUUCCACUAGUCCUCAUCCGACCCCUUCGCCUCUUCCUCUCCGCAGACGACCUCCGACGUACUCGAAUCCUCACCCUGAAGAUAACCCACUCCCCAAUAGUAGUAGCAAUCUUGAUCUUCGAAAAGGCGCACGAGAAAAUUAAAGGCGGUGCCUCGGCAUUCUCGUCCAUCGGCCCUGGCCUCACACGCAUUGAGUCCAACUCUAAAAAGCAGCGUCCGUUCCUUACAAACCGCACGAGUGGAAAGGCGAACUCGCAGCAUUUCCCCGACCGGCCAAUCAGCGAGGAUGGGGCGCACAGUCCGCCUGAAGCUGCCACGCCGGUUCAAGGGAAGAAGGAGGGGGCAGAUUUGAAUGGGCAAGUGAUGGGUGGAGGAGUCAGUAAUGAGGUUUUAGAGGAACAAGUUCGGGAGUUGAGCAUCAAGAUCGCGGAGCUGACUGCUUUGAUCAUGGCGCAGCAGGGGACGCCGCAAGAAGAAUAA